UUGAGAGGGAAUAAACAAACAAAAGUAAGAGAGAAAAAACUGUAGAAAGUUCUCAACUGCAUAGCAUGUGUCUUGAUUAACUCCAAAAUGGGUCACUACAACGUAAGGUCCGUUACGCGUUGAAACCGGUUUCUUGCGCUAUGUCCCAGAUUUACUUUUAACUCCUUAACGGAAUCUAAAUCAUCUUCUGGAUUCCGAAACAGUCUUCUCCAAGCUGUGUGAAGCAAUAUAUCGGUUGUCAUCCAGACAUCAUCAAACUGAGAAAUUCAAGGGCAAUUAAUAAAGUGCAGUAAUUUAGAGGUACUUAGUUGCCAGCUGUGAUGUGUGAUGCAAUGUUUUAGUUCAUAGGGGAGAUAGUUGCGUGCAAUUCCGUCAUGAUUUCCGCUGUGAAAGUUGGAACUAUUUGUGCAGUGAUCUUUGGAAUUUACUUGCAAUGUGUUCAAGGUCGAAUCCGCCGUUGUUACUCGUGUCGUUCCAGAGGUGAAUUAGGAGAUUGCAAAGAUCCCUUCAAAUACAAUAUGACGGUCAUAGAUGAGGUGAAAGGUGUAGAGGUCAUCCCUUGCGCUUCCGGAUGGUGUGCAAAGAUUAUUGAGGGAGAAACUGAUGAAUUUGAUGUGGCAACCGAACGGAUGUGCGUCCAGCGACCACCAGCCGAUGGCGAAGAACGGUGCUCGGACACUAUUAUUGACCGAAAACGCGUUUUCAUGUGUUUCUGUCAAGGAGAUUUAUGCAAUGGAAGCCCCCGGAUUCAUCAAUUGAUCAGCUAUUUGAUGCCAGUUUUGCUCGCCAUUCUGGCAAUCAAUAACAACAGGUGGCAACAUGUGUGAAAACUCCUGUGAAAAUAAUCUUUUAAAAAUUACCGAUAUGUAUAUAUUAGAAAACUCUAUUAGCCAGUAAUUGUACAAUUCCAUUUUAUUUCUAGUGAUAGAUUUAAUCAGGUCUACAGACAGGAAAGAAAAAGACAUACUGGAUUGCUCAACUGAUAAUAUAUAUAGUCGCUUUUGAUAAUUUUGGACAGAUUUUUAGCAUACAUUCUUUGUCAGAAAAUUAUGCAAUUUUCAACUCUUUAUGUUGCCAUUUUAAUAAUAGCAAUAAAUUAUUAAUGAAAUUGUAAUAAAUUUUAAAAUGAUAUAUCUGGUUGAAGUUUUUGCUUCAUUGACUAAUAUUGCUAUAUUUAUAAUUUAAUCACUGUAUGUUCUAGGUACAGUUCAGAAAAUUAUAAUCUAUUUAAAAAAGAUUUAAAACAUAGUUAAUAUUUUCCA
Argiope bruennichi is the source of this 1262-nucleotide messenger RNA. RefSeq names its product protein quiver-like. The transcript has 3 exons. NCBI's taxonomy places the organism in Eukaryota, Metazoa, Arthropoda, Arachnida, Araneae, Araneidae. The record is from RefSeq and is a predicted model, not a curated record. Gene Ontology annotation, biological process: regulation of synaptic transmission, cholinergic; positive regulation of voltage-gated potassium channel activity; sleep. The coding region runs from base 375 to 827 and encodes 150 amino acids.